Closterium sp. Yama58-4 is the source of this 1569-nucleotide messenger RNA. Lineage: Eukaryota; Viridiplantae; Streptophyta; Zygnematophyceae; Desmidiales; Closteriaceae. The record is from the annotation of a GenBank genome assembly.
AUGUCACUCUUGCUUGGUCUCUACAUUGUUGUUUCCUUCACAACUGCAAAGAAGACGGACUGUUCCCCUUUCUCAACAUUCUGCUUUCUAAGUUUCCCGCAUGAUCUGUUGGAGGACGUCAACGGCAUCCGCAAACUCGCCUCAACGCCCGUCGCGGCGUCACCUCUCGGCAAAUCCGCUCCCGGCGUCGCCUUGCCGCAAAUACGCACGCGACGUCGUAUCGCCGCUAAUACGCACGCGGCGUCGCCUCACCUCAAAUACGCACGCGGCGUCGCCUCGCCGCAAAUACGCACGCGGCGUCGCCUCGCCGCAAAUACGCACGCGGCGUCCCCUCGCCGCAAAUACGCAGCGGCGUCGCCUCGUCGCAAAUCCGCUCGCAGCGUUGACUCGUCGCAACACGAUGCCUCCUCACGCCACCGCGAUCACGCUGGCCGCGCCACACGCUGCGGCCCUCGUGCUCCUCCCAAUAAACCCUUUUCGCUGCCCCCCUUUACCGCCUCCCGAUCUCCCUUUACCGCCUCCCGAUCUCCCUUCCCGUCGCCCCAUUUCCGUUCUCGCCGCCCGAAUUCCCCUUCCCACCGCCCAAUUCCCCUUUUUCUCCGCCCAAAGAACCCAUUCCUGCCGCCCAUUCUCCCCUUCCCGCCUCUCAUUCAACUCCUCCCGCCUCCCUUUCCCCCAUUCCCGCAUCCCGCUCCCCCCUUCCCGCCUCCCAUUCUCCCCUUCUUGCCUCCCAUUCUCCCCUUCUUGCCUCCCAUUCUCCCCUUCCUGCCUCCCUUCUUUCCCUUAUCUCCCAUCCCUCCCUUCCCUCCCUUCCCUCCCUUCUCUCCCUUCCCUCCCUUCUCCCCCGUCCCUCCCUUCUCCCCCGUCCCUCCCUUCUCUCCCUUCCCUCCCUUUUCUCCCUUCCCUCCUUUCUCUCCCUUCCCUCCCUUCUCUCUCUUCCCUCCCUUUUCUCCCUUCCCGCCCUUCUCUCCCUUCCCUCCCUCUCUCCCCCGUCCCUCCCUUCUCCCCCGUCCCUCCCUUCUCUCCCUUCCCUCCCUUUUCUCCCUUCCCUCCUUUCUCUCCCUUCCCUCCCUUCUCUCCCUUCCCUCCCUUCUCUCCCUUCCCUCCCUUCUCUCCCUUCCCUCCCUUCUCCCCCGUCCCUCCCUUCUACCCCGUCCCUCCCUUCUCUCCCUUCCCUCCCUUUUCUCCCUUCCCUCCUUUCUCUCCCUUCCCUCCCUUCUCUCUCUUCCCUCCCUUUUCUCCCUUUCCUCCCUUCUCUCCCUUCACUCACUUCUCUCCCUUCACUCACUUCUCUCCCUUCCCUCCCUUCUCUCCCUUCCCUCCCUUCUCUCCCUUCCCUCCCUUUUCUCCCUCCUUUCUUCUCUUCCGCGCCGUGCAUUCCCAUUGUCCCCUGCCUGCCUCACAAUCUAUCCUUCCAGCCUCGCCCUUGUCGUCCUGCCUGUCAUUCCAUCUCCCCUCCCUGCAUACCCCUCUCUUCCUGUCCUCCCUUCUCUGCGCCUCUCCCCCUCACUGUGCCCCCUGCUAUACUAUUCCCUCUUGUUACCUUUCCUGCCACCCCUCCGAAGCUGA